UAAUCAUCUCUUAAGCAAAAGUUUCUUUCCACAAUCAUGUAUAACAUGAAUUCCAAAGAUCAUUAAGAGUAAAUAUAUAUAUAUGUGCAACAAUUGCGAUAAGGUUUCACAAUUACAUCAACAACAACUUCAAAAGCAGUUCGCACAUCAACAAUUCCAAUAUAUCAAAAUUUUCACAAGCUAUACAAGUGCAACAAGGAUCUAUAACAAUAAUAGCCAUAGCAGUUGCAGUUUGCAAAACUAACAAGCUCAAAGACACCAAUGAAGAUUUUUUUUAAAUUUUGGCCUCUAGAUAUGUAUGUAUCUUAUUGAAGCAAUGAGCGUUCAAAUUCAUUCGUUCAGACUUGAUUUUAAAAAUGCAUCAAUCACCUAUACGUAGACGCAACUUCUCAACAACAGAAAACCAAAAUUAAAAUCAAACUCUAAUACCACAAUACCACAAGGAUGCAGUAUAAGUCCUUGAGCAAAUNAAGUACUUGAGCAAAUAAAAGAAAAGUACAAAACUUCAACUAGUAGAGCAGAAAAAAUUCAACUUCUCACGCUUGCUCCACCGACAUGGAGUCGCGCAAAAACAAUGGCUGAGUUUGGAACAUCAGAAAGAAAAGCCGAGAUUGCUAAAAAAUUAGUUGCAGAGCAUGGCAUACUCACACUCCCAAACACAAAGGAAGGAAAACCUUUAGAGUGCAAAACUGAUGCUCUAGUGACUCAGUUUUAUCAGCGCGAUGAUAUGAGUCACCUGAUGCCAGGGAGGAAAGACUAGGUGUCUGUACGAAUUGACGGUAAGAAAGUUCAAAUGCAGAGGAGGAUAAUUCUCUGCAACCUGAGUGAGCUAUUCGCGAGCUUUUAAUCCGAAUACGAGGAUAUUAAAAUUGGAUUCACAAAAUUUACCCAGCUCAGGCCAAAACAUUGCGUCUUGGCAGGAAGCAGCGGAACUCAUACAGUAUGCGUUUGCAUUUAUCAUGAAAAUGUGAAGCUGAUGUUGAAGGAAAUCAACUUGAAUUAUUUAACAAAUGAUUCGCCGGAAGAUUUGAACAGUUACCGUGAUUGCCUUAAAUUGACAAUGUGUCCUAAUGUAUCAACUUCUUGCCACUUGGGUGAAUGCUCAAAUUGCCCGGGAACUACGUUCAUCAAAGAGAAUUUGAUCAAGUCUUUUGACCGAUAAUUUGUGGUGGAGGUCAAAUUUGAAUCUUGGCUGCAGUCUGAAAGGUGCACAUUGAAAAAAGUUAUCUUAAGUGGGGACGAUUUUGUGGAAGAAAUUUUUACCGGAUUGGUAAAUUUGAGAACCCAUGACUUUCUAGUGAAGGAGCAGCGGUCAUUCUUCGAAAAUUGCAGGCAGGUGAAUUCGUUAUUUCAUACGAUUUCGCAGAAAACUAUAAAUAUGUUAUCCAGGAUGCCAUACAAGCAUUCCAUUUCAAUAACGACCAAGCAACUAUAUUUACAAUAGUUAUUUACUACAUGAAAGAUGGAAAACUGGAACAUAAAAGUAUGGCAAUCAUAUCCGACGAUUUGAAGCAUGACGCCGUUGCUGUUUAUGAGUACCAGAAGAUAAUACUAAAUUAUCUAAAAUCCGAAUUCACAGUAGCGAAGGUAUACUACGUUUCGGAUGGAGCUCGUCAGCAUUUUAAAAACAAAAGUAGCUUCGCAAAUCUUAUGGCUCAUGAAACAGAUUUCGAUACACCAGCUGAGUGGCAUUUUCAUCCUACUGCUCAUGGUAAAGGAGCAUGUGAUGGUAUAGGAGCAAAUAUCAAAAGAAAUGCAGCGAAGUAUAGCCUACAAUGCUCUCAUCAAGCUCGUUUCAUAGAUGCGAUAGCUUUCUUCCGGUGGGCAAAGAAUUAUUGUAAAGAAACUGAAAUAAUAGGGCUAUUCGCGAUUCGGUGCAUAAGAGCUGAAAAAUUUAUGCAAUUGCAGAAAUAUGCUAUGGAUUGUGAGCGACCUUUAUUAAACUGUCAUGGUUCAUGUCAUGAUCAUGCGGAAACUGCGAUAUCACUGAAGAGCAGAUUCGAUGCUGCAGUAACAAUCGAUGGUACCGCUCAAUAUCAUGCUUUCAUACCGAUUGGCGAUGGAAGGCUCAAGUUAAAGAAAUUUUCUUCCUCUACCCAAUGUGAUUUCUUUCCAAAAAGGGAACCCGGAGUGAAAUCAACAGCAGAACCCAGUAACCCUAAGAAAGGAUUGACGAAAAAAGCCACAAAGAAAGGUGGAAAAUAAGGUGGAUGGAAGGCUGGCUAUUAGAAAAUUAACUAUCUUGUAUACUUUUUAUGUAUCUAUUUAUUAAAUUAUAUAUUAAAAACUAUUCUAAAUAAAUAAAAAAAAUCAUAAUUUUCACCAAUUCUAUAGAAAAACAGUUAUUUGAUUCCAGAGGUGUACAUAUUGUGGGUAUUAUAGUG
This is a messenger RNA of Rhagoletis zephyria (snowberry fruit fly), 2384 nucleotides long. RefSeq lists its product as uncharacterized. The record is from RefSeq and is a predicted model, not a curated record. NCBI's taxonomy places the organism in Eukaryota, Metazoa, Arthropoda, Insecta, Diptera, Tephritidae.